This is a messenger RNA of Arabis nemorensis, 183 nucleotides long. NCBI's taxonomy places the organism in Eukaryota, Viridiplantae, Streptophyta, Magnoliopsida, Brassicales, Brassicaceae. The record is from the annotation of a GenBank genome assembly.
AUGCGGCAAACACCAACACCUCUCGUAACCGACUCCGCUCCCCAGCCAGCCGAGGCGAAUUUACCAACAGAGACACAUCAGACAGCCGAGGAAAAUGCGCCAACCGAAGCCACUCCUCCCACAGACUUACUCGAGCCUGGUAGGACGGUAACUCCGUCCGACGUGGCAAUGGACCCUGCCUAG